AUGGCUACCCGAAUCGAGAUCAUUCCUUCUGUAGACAACAAUUUGUCUCAUCACAUCAUAAACAACAGCAAUUGUGACAACGAUGCGGUACAUAUUUUUAACGGAAACGAACCGCAACCACCUGUGUACACAAACCCAGUGAUAUUCGACAUGAAUGCCGAUCGUGUGCGACCCUACACGGAAAAUGAGUGGAGUAAUUUCAAAAACACCCCAAACAGACAGGCCCAGGAAAACUACGAUCGCAUCCAGCGCAGCUUGGAGAGUAUCAACGAUUCCCAGUCUAGUGGUGAUACGUACCAAAAAGUUGUGGAAAAUGCACUGAACAUUGCCUUCUUGGCUGCGAACACCAAUCAGCUACGGUUGCUGACCGAAAAUCAACAGGAAGCAACGACCUAUGUGGCGUGCGUCGGAAUGGUUAUCAUGUCGCUGGUGAUGCAGAUCCUUGUUAGUGUUUCAAUGUUAACGAUAUCGAUCAACAAUGAACAACGUUGGAGAAAGCUCAAAACUAUUGCAUCCAUUGGUGUAGCUGUUAUUGCUGUGGUUAACAUUAUUGUGCUUACGUUGUUGAAUACAGUGAUAUUUAAAUAA
Molecule: messenger RNA, 588 nt
Organism: Sabethes cyaneus
Lineage: Eukaryota; Metazoa; Arthropoda; Insecta; Diptera; Culicidae
Product: ninjurin-B-like
Exons: 2
Coding region: 1-588 (195 amino acids)
Biological process (GO): tissue regeneration; cell adhesion
Cellular component (GO): membrane
Source: RefSeq, a predicted model, not a curated record